This is a messenger RNA of Closterium sp. Naga37s-1, 1305 nucleotides long. NCBI's taxonomy places the organism in Eukaryota, Viridiplantae, Streptophyta, Zygnematophyceae, Desmidiales, Closteriaceae. The record is from the annotation of a GenBank genome assembly.
AUGAACUACACAGCGUCGUUUCUUUUGCCUUCCUUCACUCUCUUUCUCUGCCUCUCUUCCUCCCUCUGCCUCUCUUCCUCCCUCUGCCACCCCUCUCUCUCCCUCUGCCACCUCGCUCCUUUCCUCUGCCACGCUUCUCCCUCACCCGCCCCCCUCCUCUGCCACCGCUCUCUGUGCUGCAGGUUCUCAGAGCUUGAGGCUGCGCUUUUCUCAAAGCACAGAGACGUGUUUCCAGAGAAGGUGGGCGGGGGGGAUAGUGUGGUGGGGGGGGGUGAGGGGAGGGACUCGGUGGUGCUGUGGGGUGCAAGGGGCUAUUCACACUCUCAUCCAACUCACACUCCUCUCCUCAUCCCUCCCUUCCUCCAGCUCUUCACCCUCAACAACUUCAAGUGGGCCUUUGCUGUGCUCUUCUCCCGCCUGGUCCGCCUGCCAUCGCGCAACAACCGCUUGGCCCUCGUGCCGUGGGGAGACAUGCUGAACCACCGCUGCGAGAUCGAGUCAUGCAUCGAUGUGGACACAUGGAAGGGCAACGUUGUCUUCACCACCGAUCGUGCCUUCGCCCAGGGCAAGGAGGUGUUUGUCUCCUAUGGUCCCAAGUCCAAUGGAGAGCUCCUCCUGGCCUAUGGUGUCGUGCCUGCUACGCGCAACCCCAGCGACUCCGUCUCGCUGCUGCUCGCGCUCUCCCCAGACGACCCGCUCCUGCCCGUAAAGGAGGCAGCACUGCGCGCCAACGGGCUGACCUGCCCGCUCUCCUUCCCGGUCCGCAUGGACGGCUGGCCCUCUCAGCUACUCGCCUUUGCUCGCCUCGUGGCAGCAGGGCCAUCUGUGUCUGAGGAGCAGAUUAGGGAGCUAGCAGCAGCCACGUCAUUCGCCGGAUCGCCCUCCUCCCCCUCCGCGCCUGCAGUGCGCGAGAAGCCGUCUCUCCCCUUCACCGCAUCCUUCACCCUCGAGCACGAGCUGGAGGCCAGGGAGGUCAUUCUCGCUGCCUGCCGCCUGGCACUAGCAGGCUACUCCACCACGCUGCAGGAGGAUGAGGCCCUACUGGAGGGCAACAGUGACGACUAUCUGGAGGACGAUGGCGAGCAGAGGGUGCGCGUGAUGGCUGCUGCUGCCCUGAGGAGCAGUGAGAGGCGCAUUCUGCUGCGAACAGACUUUGUGCUUCGCUCAGAGCUGAGGGACAUGCGCAACGCGCAGCAGGCCAAGGCGGGCGGCAAGCAGAAGAUUGAUCUUGGGAACAACUUUGGCGGGGAGAGUGCGAGCUUCAUCGGCAAGAUCCUGCGCAGAAUAGUGGAGCGUCCUGAGUAG